Molecule: messenger RNA, 15086 nt
Organism: Mauremys mutica (yellowpond turtle)
Lineage: Eukaryota; Metazoa; Chordata; Testudines; Geoemydidae
Gene: LARGE1
Product: LARGE xylosyl- and glucuronyltransferase 1
Exons: 16
Coding region: 1033-3390 (785 amino acids)
Biological process (GO): protein O-linked glycosylation via mannose
Molecular function (GO): glucuronosyltransferase activity; xylosyltransferase activity
Source: RefSeq, a predicted model, not a curated record
CAGACACACAGUCACUGCAGCUGCCGCUGAGCCCGGGGCGCGCGGCGGCGGCGGCGGGCAGCCUGGCACCGGGAGCCGCACCGCCAGAGGGGGCAGCCUGGCACCGGCCCCGGCCCCGCGGAGAGGCGGCAGCGGGGGCAGCCUGGCACGGGGACCCGCAGGGGGCAGCCUGGCACCGGGAGCCGGAGAGAGCCGGCGGGGGCAGCCUGGCAGCAGCGGGACCCAGCCGGGCAGCGCGAGCGGGCGCUGAGCGAGCCCGGGCGGAGCGUCGCGCCCGGCAGCCGCUGAGGCCGGGCCAGCAGCAGCGGGAGCGGCGCCGGAGGAGCCUUCCCAGCCCGGCUCCUCGCUGCCCGUGACCUUCCCGGGGCUCCCCGCCGCCUCCCAGGCCGGGGCAGGGCCUCCUCUCCCGGCGGAGCUUGGCUGCAGGCCCCGGAGAGGGGGCAGGAGGCCGGACCGGAGCCCCCGCCUCCGGGUCCCGCUGGCCGUCGGGCAGGGCCUGUGCAGCGCGCAUCGCCGCCGGGGACUGGCGAGGGGGGCGGCGGGCUGCAUCCCAGGGCAGCAUGGAGGAGCGGGCGGGCAGGCCCUGAAGAGAGAGCCGGGCGGGCAGGAGAGGAGGGAUCCGUCGGCUCCGCGUCCCGGAGGGAGAGGGGACCCCCGUCCUGGCUGCUCCCGCGCCCCAUGAAGAGCAGGGAAACCGGCGCCUCCCUUGCCUGGAGAGACCCCCCCGGAGCGCCGGGCUGCAGGGACUGAACGGGACCCGCCUCCCCGCAGCAGAGGAGGAAAAGCUUCAUUGUGCUGGGGGCAAGAGCCGGGGCUGUGGCCGCACCCGUCCCGAGGUGCAAGGAACGAGCCCGGCAUCUACCUUCUGCACAGCCCCCUGCUUCCCCGCAGCCGCGCCGAGAAGUAUAAACUGCUGCUAAUCAAUACUGCAAAUGGAUGAAUAAUGUUAAGAAAUUACCAGACAUCAAUGUAUGAAUUUGUCUGACUCCACAUAUCUGAAGUUGAAGAUAGUGGAAGAAAACAAGUCAUUGGAUGGAUAGAGUAAUAUGUGGGAGGCUGUGGACUACGCGCUUCCGACAUAGGAACAGCACUGGGUUGGGAAUCUCUACUUCUGAGAGAAUGCUGGGAAUCUGCAGAGGGAGACGGAAAUUCCUUGCUGCCUCUCUGACUCUCCUUUUUGUUCCAGCCUUUACUUGGAUUUACCUGUUUUCUGGCAGUUUUGAAGAUGGGAAGGCGGCGUCGCUGUCGCCAAUCGAAUCUCAGCCCCAUAGCCCUCAUUACACAGCCUCGAACCAGCGGGAGCGGGAGAGCUUGGAAAUACGCAUGCGGGAGGUGGAGGAGGAGAACCGGGCGCUCCGCAAGCAGCUCAGCCUGGUGCAGAGCCGGAGCCCAACGCACCGUCGUGGCAAUCAUUCAAAAACCUACUCCAUGGAGGAGGGGACCGGGGACAGUGAGAGCCUGCGGGCUGGCAUCGUGGCAGGGAACAGCUCAGAGUGUGGGCAGCAGCCAGCAGUGGAGAAGUGUGAGACGAUCCACGUCGCCAUUGUUUGUGCUGGAUACAACGCCAGUCGGGAUGUUGUCACGCUUGUCAAAUCGGUCUUAUUUCACAGGCGAAACCCUCUUCACUUCCACCUCAUUGCAGAUGCUAUUGCCAAACAGAUCCUGGCGACUCUCUUCCAGACCUGGAUGGUCCCUGCUGUGCGCAUAGACUUCUAUGAUGCAGAUGAGCUCAAGUCGGAAGUAUCCUGGAUCCCCAACAAACACUACUCUGGGAUUUAUGGGUUGAUGAAGCUGGUUCUGACAAAGACUCUCCCUUCCAAUCUCGAGCGAGUCAUUGUCCUCGACACAGACAUAACCUUUGCCACUGACAUUGCUGAGCUAUGGGCCGUCUUUCACAAGUUCAAAGGCCAGCAGGUUCUUGGCUUGGUGGAGAACCAGAGUGACUGGUAUCUGGGCAACCUUUGGAAGAAUCACCGUCCCUGGCCAGCUCUUGGGAGGGGUUACAACACAGGGGUUAUCCUGCUACUUCUGGAUAAGUUGCGAAAGAUGAAAUGGGAGCAGAUGUGGAGACUCACAGCUGAAAGAGAGUUAAUGAGCAUGCUGUCAACCUCAUUGGCUGACCAGGAUAUCUUCAAUGCAGUCAUCAAACAGAACCCAUUCCUUGUCUACCAGCUUCCAUGUUUCUGGAACGUGCAGCUGUCUGACCACACCCGUUCUGAACAGUGCUACAGGGAUGUUUCUGACCUAAAGGUGAUUCACUGGAACUCGCCAAAGAAGCUGCGAGUGAAAAACAAGCAUGUGGAGUUUUUCCGCAACCUCUACCUGACAUUCCUAGAGUACGAUGGGAACCUGCUGAGGCGGGAGCUCUUUGGCUGCCCCAGUGAGGCAGACGUCAACAGUGAAAAUCUUCAGAAGCAGCUGUCCGAGCUGGAUGAGGAUGACCUGUGCUACGAAUUUCGUCGAGAGCGCUUCACCGUCCAUCGCACUCAUUUGUACUUUCUACAUUAUGAGUACGAGCCUGCCUCAGACAGCACUGAUGUAACUCUGGUGGCUCAGCUCUCAAUGGACAGGCUCCAGAUGCUUGAAGCUAUCUGCAAACAUUGGGAGGGUCCAAUCAGCCUGGCACUCUAUCUUUCUGAUGCAGAGGCCCAACAAUUCCUGCGCUACGCCCAGGGCUCGGAAGUCCUCAUGAGCCGACGCAAUGUUGGGUACCAUAUAGUGUACAAGGAGGGGCAGUUCUAUCCUGUGAAUCUCCUGCGGAAUGUGGCCAUGAAGCACAUCAGCACACCAUACAUGUUCUUGUCUGACAUUGACUUCUUGCCCAUGUAUGGACUCUACGAGUACCUCAGGAAGUCUGUCAUCCAGCUAGACUUGGCCAAUACCAAGAAAGCUCUGAUCGUACCUGCUUUUGAGACCCUUCGGUACCGCCUCUCCUUCCCCAAGUCAAAAGCAGAGCUGUUAUCUAUGUUGGACAUGGGAACCCUCUUCACAUUCAGGUAUCACGUCUGGACGAAAGGGCAUGCACCCACGAACUUUGCCAAGUGGCGGACUGCUACCACACCUUAUCAAGUUGAGUGGGAAGCAGACUUUGAGCCAUAUGUUGUUGUGAGGCAGGACUGCCCAGAGUACGACAGAAGGUUUGUAGGGUUCGGCUGGAACAAAGUAGCUCACAUAAUGGAACUGGAUGCACAGGAAUAUGAAUUCAUAGUGCUGCCCAAUGCCUAUAUGAUCCAUAUGCCGCAUGCUCCCAGCUUUGACAUCACCAAGUUCCGCUCCAACAAGCAAUACCGCAUCUGUCUGAAGACCCUGAAGGAGGAGUUCCAGCAGGAUAUGUCACGCCGCUAUGGCUUUGCAGCCCUCAAAUAUCUCACAGCAGAGAACAACAGCUAGCACGACGGAGCCUGUUUACGGGAAACAGACACUCAAGGGAGGAGCCACUUAAUGUUUGGGGCCCAGUCUUUUAACUUGGAACUGAGACUUUUUUUGUUUUUAUAUCAUACCCAACAGUUCUAACAGUAGAGAUUUGAAGCGACAUGUCUUCAGACUGUGCUCAUUAGCCACUUCCCUUCCACCCGCCUGCCAGGCUCUCAGCUUUAGCAUUCGCAAGGUGUGAAUAAGAGGGGCCAGCCAUGCGCCCAUCAUAUCACAAAUGGUGCGGAGCGGGGGUGGGACGGGAAUAUGUUUUCUCAAAACAGUUGAGCAAAGACAGAUCUCCAGAAAAUAGGAUUUAAUGUUGCUAUUUAAUAAUUCCACAUGCUUUUUAUCUGUAAAGGAAGAUCUUCAGGUCACUGUCCUGUGAAUUUUAAACCCACACUGCUCUAAAAGGGGAACUUUCACCUGUGAACUUUCACAUUGCCCCUCUUGAUAUGGAUGGCUAUUCUAAUGAAGGGCAAGGCAAAGAUUUGAAAUAGCCUUGAAAAUGAAGGGGAAGCAUAUACCAUAUCCCACUAUAGAGAAGGUGUGCUAAAGGCUGAGGCAUAUCCAUGGGAUCAAUUGGUCACUGAUCCUCAAGUUAAUUCUGUUUGAUCUAGAAACGUCCCCCGCCCCAGCCAUAAAAUCCAUUCCUUCCCUUUUAGAAGGAAAUGUUGGCCUUCAUUCUGCUUGCCCACCUCCAGUUCUAGCAGUCCAGUAAAAAAGAUUGGUGCCUCUACCAGAAUGUGAAGGAACCUGUCAGUGUAAGGCCUGUUUUCACCUGAGCAAUUUAUUCACAUGUGUCUAGUGAAAUAAAUGGCCAUGUUGUAGCUUGGUUACCAUUUUAAAGGCAAGAACUGGAUUUUUCCCUGGGAUGUAUUUUCUACUGAGGGCUAUUGACCUGUAGGCUCUUUCAGUGCACGCCCACUUGUGAAGGCCUUGGGCCUUGGGCUUUAAGUGGACUUCGUCGCUGAACAGGGAAAUAUAAGCAUGACAACUAGAGCCCAGGCGCCUCAGUGCUGUCAAGCUGCCUGCUACAAGCGCUCAGAACUACUUCGUUAAAGGAGUUUAUAAUAAAAGGAGCAAAACUCUGAGGCAUAAACUCCCCAUUUGAGGGGGAGAAGAGAAUGUGUUGGGAAUCUGAGUGUGAGUGUUUGCUUGAAUGUGGGGGGGUCCAGUUCACGACCUCAGUAUGCGUAGCGAUAUUUUGAAGGGUGGACAAGAAACCUAACAAGCAAAACACAUAAAAAAACCGAGACACUGGACUUUUUACCAUUUCCUUUAUUCUUCAGUAUUAAUGUUGUGUUUACAUGGGAUGAGGAGAUGGGGUUUAAUGCACUGCCCUUAGCUGGGCUAUUUGUAUUCGCUUGCAAUGUUACUAGAGAAAGCAGAAUCGACUAAAGUGAGAAGUGUGUCCCUCUUCCUAUUCCAGACCAUGUAGAACAGUACUUACAGACACCGCUGCCUAGACUGUAUAGUGGAUCCACACUUCAUUGUGCUCAUUAUUUUAUUUUAUUUUCCAGUCAUUGGAUCUUCCUCCCCACCUCACCAUGCUAGAUCUUGGCUUUCUUUCUAACCUACUACUUUUUGAGGGGUUUAUUUACAGCAACUUCAACACAACUAAGCCAGGUGUUUACAGUACAAAUGUUGGUUAAUCAUACAAACAUUAAAGAACAGAACAGCAAAAAUAAAAAAAGCAACUUCUUGGAGACAAGAAAUCAGACCAGGAGGGAGUCUGGAUGUAGUUGUUACAUUUUCCCCUGUGGGUGUGGGCUGUGUAAGAAUCUAUCACUUCCUACUUUUCUCCUUUACUUAACAGCUCACCUAAAAACCUGUGAGGAGCUAGGCAUAGGCAAAUUAAUAAAACAACCCCUCCCUCCCUCAUUGUUAAUCUGCCAUCCUUUCUCACGCUGAGUAGUGCAAUACUCCACAAAUAGUCCCAGUGAUUCUUCACCAGGAGUAAGGGUGGCAGAAUCUGUUCCUAAGGGUAUGUCCACACUUAAAAUGCAGCAGUGUAGAUACUACCUAUGCUGACGGGAGGUGUUCUUCCAUCGGCCUAGGUAAUCCACCUCCCUGAGAGGCGGUAGCUAGGUCAAUGGAAGAAUUCUUCUCUCGACCUAGGGCUGUGUAUACGGGGACUUAGGUUAGCUUAACAGUGCCACUCAGGGGUGUGGAUAUUUCACACACCUUACCAAUGUAGUUAAACUAACCUAAUUUUCUAGUGUAGACAAGGCCUAAGUAGUCCAGUGGUGUGAAAGUGCUGAUUUACCUUCUUGAAAUUCCUAGUCAGUCCCUCUGUAUAACUAAAGCUGUUUUAUAGCACUAGUUAAGUGCUGGAUGUUAAUUUCUUCUUUGUUUCACAAUGAUGCCUGGGUACAGGGGGGAACACCAUUCUCCUGCAGUGCUGGUUAUAGGUUAGAUUACACCACAAGGACACAACCCAUGUUGCGCCAUGCCAUUAGCGUCAUUAGCCACAAUUCUGUCCCUGCUCCCCCUUCUUGGGUGGUGGGGGAGUGGUAAUUUCUUGCUGGCCCAUAUUGGCGGCAAAUUUUGACGCUCCUGGUUUAGGCUUAAAUAUGUUGGCUGGUGUAAAGAUGAGCAGCUCAAAGUCUUCUAAUAGAUUAGAGAGUCACAGGUUUUCUUUAUAGAAACUGUGCUGGUUUAUUUGUAUCGUCAUAUUCAUCAAGGUGUGUUCUAAUUCUGUUUUGUAUUAUAAUCUCAAUCAAGUUCCCUGGUACUGAAGUAAGGCUGACUGCUGUUUUAUUCCCAGGAUUACCCCCUGGCAUCAUUAAAAAAAAAAUGUACAUGUGCUGCCCUCCAGUCCUCUGCUACAGUCACUGAUUCUAAUGAGAAAUUGCAUAUUUAUAUUAGCAGCUUGGUUACUUAAUUUAUUAAAAGUCCUUCUGUACUCUCUGAUGAAUCCUUCUAGACCUGGUGACUUAAUGCUCUUUAAUUUAUAGAUUUUUUUUUCCAGCACCUUUUCUUUUGACAGCUUAGUCUAUGACAUUUCCUUAUCUUUAUUUCCUGGGAAGAGUGAGUCUCUGGGAUAGAUAUCUCUGCAAUAUCCUUUGUGGGGAAGACUGAUGCAAAUAAGGCAUUACAUUCUUGACAGUGUCCGUAUAGUCGUUAAUUGCUCCAUGACGGUCCAGAGGACCCAACAGUUAUCCCAGGUUUUCUGCUUCUUGCAGAUGGAGCAAAUUUAUUUUGGCUAUUUGCUCUUCAAAUUCCCUUUGAGCCCUCUUGAUUUUUGUCUUACGUUUUACAAUCCUUUCAACCAAGUUUUUAUUUCCCAUUUGUCUUGAAACUUACCAUUUAAUCAUACAUUUACUUUCAUGUCCUCUUCCUUUCUUUAUUUGUUUAGAGGUAUCCAUGCCUUCUGUGAGUCUUUGAGCAUAAGUAUCCUCCAUGCCAAGUCUAAGGAUUUUUAUUUUGAUUUAAGACGUUUUUGACCUGCUUUUUAAAUCCUGCUUUUCAAUGUCAAGUGUCACCAUACUAGUUUUUGAUGUGAUUCCUCCCCCAAGGAUGCUGAACUGAAUUAUACUGUAGUCACUAUUACUGACUGGGUCAAAUAUAGUUACUUCUUGAACCGGCGCCUGUAUGUUAUGUAGGGUGCAGCUGAGAACAGUUUCUCCACUUGUGUGUUCUAGAAAUGAGCAGUUCCAAGAAGCAGUCAUUCAAAGUGUCGAGAAAUAGGUUCUCGAAACUUUUUGUUUUAUGACAUUUGCCCAGCUCAUGUGUGGGUAGUUGAAGCUGUCCAUUAUUACUGUUUUAUUAGGCUUAGCAGGGCCAGCUUUAGGAAGUGCGUGGCCUGAUUAGAAUAGUCUCGAUGGGGCCCCGGCAGGGAUGACUCACCCGGGGGCUCUCCGGGUCUUUGGCAGCACUUCGGCGGCGGGUCCUUCACUCACUCCGGGUCUUCGGCGGCACUGAAGGACCCACUGCCGAAGUGCCACUGAAGACCCGGAGCGCCGCUGGAUGAGUAAAAAUUAAAAAGGCGUGGGCGCGGGGCCCACUUAGGCACGGGGCCUGAUUCGGGGGAAUCGGCCUAAAGCCAGCCCUGAGGCUUAGUUGCCUCUCUAAUCUCCCUAUACAUUAUGUACCUAACAUCCUUUUCCUGGUCAGGAGGACAGAAAUAUAACCCUACUAGCAUAUUUAUAUUCUUCUAAUUUGGGGUUUAUGUCCCUGCAUAUUCUACUCUGUGGACCUCUCCCCUAAGAAAUUUUAACUCAUUAAAUUCUGUGGAAUCCUAUAAGCAUAGUGAGCUUCUCCCAUUUCUACAACCUGGAUAGUUUAUAUGCAGGUAUGGCAGUAUCCCACUGGCAUCUGACAUUCCACCAUGUUUCAGCAAUUCCUAUUAUCUCAAGGUCCUCACCCAUUCCCGUGCAUUCUAACUCCCUUAUUUUUUUGUAAGCUUCUCACACUUAUAUAGAUAUUUCUAGUUUUACCCAUGCACUUAUUUUUAUUACAUUCCUUAGUCUCACACUCUGAUACUUUUCUGAAAUGUACCUCUGUAAUCUCAGCCUGUCCCUUCUCCAGUUUGGCUGCAAUUGCCAUCCUAUCCUUUACUGGAUAAAGAUAUAUCUUUGCAUUACCGACAACCCUAGCAGCUGUCUUUGUCUGACCUGAGUCAUCCUUGGUACCGAUGAGAUUUCCUUCAGCUCCUACUUUAAAUAAUCCCCCCCAAAACCUUGCCAGUUUUGUGUGCCAACAGUCUGGCUCCACAUAGUAUAUGUGCUUUUUUUUUUCAAGUGGGACUUAAAAUCAUCAUCUGCGACUCAUUGGGGUGAAGGAAUUUGCAGCUGCACCUGCAUUUCCACUACCCAUGUUAGAAGUGAAGACUCUGACUGUGUUCACAUCAUUUUUAAAGCACAGAUUAUUUAUUUAAUAGGCUGUCACAGCUUCUCUUGUGGUUUAUAUUUAAAUCACAGACAUCACUUCAGUGACAAGGGUGCGAAUGGCACCACCAUUUCAUAUUAAUUGCAGUGCAGUUUAUUGCAAUGUAGUAAGCUCCAUAUUAGAGGGAGAAGCAUAAUAAUUUCAUCAGGGAUGCAGCUGCUGUUUCUCUACACAGGUGUAAAUAAGGCCUUAACACAACUGAGCCAUCAGUUUUAUAAAUGCCCUGUACAAACACAUUACAGGUGGUUUUCUGUUAGGUACAACAGUCAAUUUUAUAAUUAAAUAUAAAAAUAUGUUUUUAAUGUUCUGAUUUUUACAUGACUGUUUAUUCAAAUAUAACUAUAAACUUCUACCUGGAAAAUAAUGUGAUCUCCAGAUUGUGCCAAUUCACCUAUCACCAUGGCCUGCCUAAUGGCCACCAUCUGUUUUUUUAGCUGAGGAAGGUUGUGCAGGACUCCUUGAGCUGUUGCCUUUUAAUCAGCAUAGAUACUAGUUUUAGGCAUUGCGAGACACUCCCUCCUCCUCUGCCAGAUAUCAUAAGAGAUAUUCAUCAGAUUUCUAUGGACCAUCAACAGGACAUAGUAACUCAGCAGGUGGAGUGAGGAUCAAUAGCUAUGAAGUGAAAUGGGUUCCAUUUUGUUAGAUUGUUGGAGUACAAAAAAGGAAAAAGUCUGUGGUCUUUGGUAUCUGUCUGCUUCUCAAGUUAAAUACCCCACAAGUAUUUUUUUUUUUAAAAAUCAAGUUUCUGCAUCUCUAAUCAAGCAGACUGGAACAACUGGGUCACUAUGAAAGCAAAUUAACCAACAUUUGCACUCUGGUAUUGAAGAUGCUGAAACAUCUUUGACAUGUAAGUAUUCUAUUUUUUUAUGUUAGUAGCCUGUCAUGCGUAGUUAGACUGUGGAUAGAAAUGUCUAAAUGCGUUACUGAAUCAGGACCUAAUUGAAGAUUUUUUCAAAUUGUCAUUAUAAGCAGUCAGAGUAGAAAGAAACUACUGGUCUUGUUCAGCCAUUACUGUUUGGGAAAGUGCUUAUAGUCAUAGAUCUAUAAUACCCUAUUUUUUUAGGGGACCCCCAACAUCCACACUCACCUCUCAAAGGCAGACACAGAAUGCUCAUUUUUGUCAAAAGGAACUUACUGUAUGUGCCAGUGAACUGUGCACAACAUUUUCCUCUUAAAAAUUCCCUGGACACAGUGUGUACUUGCCCUACAGAGUGUAGUUGCUAUGGGCUGUAUAAGAAAUAAUUUGCGAAUUAGAAGAAAAGACAAAACAUUUAUUCAAGUGAUGGACUACGUAUGCUGGUCGUUUAUCCAAAAGUACUUAUAGUUCCUGUAGUGGAGCACUUAGCCUGUUUAUCACAUAAGUAUGCAGAGUUUUAUCAACCCCAAAUUACAAGAUUAUAUCUUUUCUGUCAUGCCACUGUAGUGUCCACUGUAAGGAUUAGAUUGAUUUAUUUUCCCCAAUUAAUUACUGUUUCAAUUAGGGAAUAAUGUCCUACUCCUUUUGACUCCUCCUAUACUGACAAGAAACCAUUAUUCAGUGCAAAAAGGCAAUAUUUGCAUCUAAUAAUCUGCUAACAUUAAGGGCAUGGUUUAAAUCCAAAGGAGAGAAAGGGUUUUGACUUCAGGCUGAAACUCUGCUUUGACACACAGUCUUUGCCCUCUGCUAGUUACGCUUCAGAGUUGCAGAGAUCUCUAAUCAGGUGAGACCAAAGAGUUCAAACCAAACCAUGGCUAUUUCCCUAGGUAUUACAGCAACAUAAUUCUCAUAUAAACAGUGCAUGGAUAUAUUUUUCCAUACAAAGAGUUACAUUAAAAACCGCUGUAAAGUGAAGCACUGAAAACUUAGGAGAUGCCCAAAUUAAAGUUGCUCAUGCAACCUUAAUCUGACCCUUUUGUGUAUGCCUUAUAAUACAGUCUUUAAGAUCACAUGCUAUUUUUUCCAGAGGACCCUGUGUCAUUUAGUGCACAAGAUGGACUGUACUCAGGGAAUGUGGCUGCUGAUGGGUAUUUCUUUUUAUCCUCACUGGCACUGAUCUUUGAAUAAUAUUUUAGUCUCCUUGAUUCUGAGCAAAGCCCGGCCCCCUUUUUCAAAGGGUAGGUUUAAACUUAGUCAUGGAAAACCUUUGGGAAAAUCAAUUAAACCCCAUGCAUAUUAAGCUUUCCAUGUAGAAUGCUUGGGGUUUCAUUCUGUAAGUCCUUCUCAUGGGUAGGGCCCUUUGCAGUCAGUGUGAGUUACACACAUGGAGGGCUUACUCUAUUGGCCCCUAAAUGUGUGAAUUCUAAAAUGCAGUAAAUAAUGGCCUGUCUCAUUUUUUAAAAAGAGCCAAAAUACAGGAAGAAUUAAGGGAGUGAAAACACCUAUUCUCUUACCUCUGAAGACCUAGGUUCAAAUUGUUAGUUGGGUCACAAUUGAACAUUAGUUUUGAGGUUUGUCUGGGAUCUGUGCCCUUUUCUUAUCAACCACUAGACCACACGGCCUCCCUAUUCUAAAUGAUCUAGCUCAUUGUAGAGUUUGUGAGGCCGAGCUUUGAGAUUAAACCAGUCUCGGCUCAAAGAUUCAUGAUCUUUGUUAGUUCUGCUGAUCCCACAGUCAUUCCACUGAUGCGUGUGAGCAAAGGAGAAACACCAGGGGAAUACAGCAACCAUGGUAAUAGCAGCAAUCAGGACAUUCAUCCUUUUAAAAUUCGGCCCACCUGAAGUUGACGGUUGGUUGGUUAGUUAAUGGCUGAAGCAAAGCUAAUGUCCUUGCAAGCUUCUUUUGCUGAUUUUGAGGAAGAUUUAUGGCUGCAUCAGUUCUCUCUUGCAGUUCUCUAAAACAACUGAAAUCUAAAGAAGAAAAAUUAAAAACCAGCGUAUCCUGUUUGUUCCUCUGGCUACUCAUCCAGACUAAACAAAAAACAAGCCAUGAGUAGACAGCAGCAUAUCAGGGUGUUUUGGUUUUUGUAGAAGAUCCUAAUGAGCUCUAUGUAUAAUCUACUUUUUGGGUAGACUUUGCUGUGCUUCACUGCAGCUCAUAAAGAGUUCUCCAGUGAGUGAUAGACACCUAUUAUGCUUAGGCAUUUCUGGGACUCACCACUGUGCAGAUUCAGACUGAGGGCAUAUAACCUAUGUAAUUUCCCCACACACACAUACACCCUGCCCAGUGCUUACACUGACAGGAAUGCAUAAAAAUCCAGAUGGUACAGCUAUUCAAUGGUCAGGCACGACAGUGUGGUUCUAGGGCCUGUGUUAUGCAGGAGGUUAGACUAGAUGACCAAAAUAGUCCCCUCCGGCCUUAAAAUUUGCAAAUCCUGUUGGUAUUGGUUCACACUGAAAUGUUUGGGCAGAGUUUGUAUCCUUUGCUUUUAAGUUUUGGGAUUGUUCAAAGUAAAGCAAAGACAAACUAAAAAAGCAGUGAGUUUUGUUAAGAUUCAUGAGUAGCAUAUGGAUUUUGUAAAAGUUUGUGUUCAUGGGGAUUCAUCCAGGCCAGUAGACCUAACACGUAACCAACUGUGAGAAAAAUUUCUUAUGGACCCAUAGACCUCAGCCUUUUUUUUUUUUAAAUUGUGCUUAUAGAGAAAGAGAGCAAAAAAAGUUCAGUUUGAGUCUCAGUUAUCUGGGCCCAAAAAUAUUUCAGACAAAAAGCUUUGCUGGUUUCAUUUCCACAUUCGUAUAAGAAACAAGCAAACUUCAGAGUCUUUUUGAAGUUUUGUCGCAAAAGGUUUGUACAGCUCUCUUCAGUAUCCAUCACACUUGGAAGUUUUCAGGACAUUGUGUGAAGCAGAAGACUAGAAUUGUGGGGCAUUGGAAUCCUCCAAGAAACAGUUCAAUAAAAGGGAUAGACUUCCCUGUUGCCUGGAGUAUUGGUCUUGACCUUUUAGACUUCACAGGUGCUGUUCCUGUCUCAGUAGUUUCUCUGACUGUACGUAUGAAAGAACAUAGGUACAUGAUAUUCCAAAUGGCAAGUUCUUUAUUAAAGAUACACCAUCACGGUCCCUUUCUUUUAUGAAAAGCAAUCCGGUGCUCUUCCGCUUUUAGGCUUCUGCAUUUCUACACACACUUCUCUUUAUUCUGUGAUUUUGGCAGUUUUUAGUUAGAAUCAUAGAAUCUCAGGGUUGGAAGGGACCUCAGGAGGUCAUCUAGUCCAACCCCCUGCUCAAAGCAGGACCAAACCCAACUAAAUCAUCCCAGCCAGGGCUUUGUCAAGCCUGACCUUAAAAACCUCUAAGGAAGGAGAUUCCACCACCUCCCUAGGUAACCCAUUCCAGUUCUUCACCAACCUCCUAGUGAAAAAGUUUUUCCUAAUGUCCAACCUAAACCUCCCCUCAAGUCUAAACUUGAGAGGACGUUGAGUGGUUGGAAGCCACAAGGAUGGGAUCCCGAUGUUUUAUUUAUUUUUUAACAUGUUCCUAUUGUUGCAACUAUUCUGGCUCCUGACCCCCUGUGCCUCUAAACAUAAUUCCCAGGAAUUAUUGUUUUUUAGUCAAAGGGUAGUAACACCAUGAGCAAUUACACACAUGAGCACUCAACAUUUCUCCCACUUCAUACAUUUCCUAUGUUAGCAUGAAAUUUCUUUAAUGCCAAGUGAAAUUUCUAAAAGGCUUGAUCGCAUGAUCCUUUUGCAUCUAGUCCAUUACACAUUUUACCUGUGCUUCACCUUCCCCACAUUUAUCACUGGCGAUAAUAUCCCUCUCUCCCAUUACUUUGUCAGAUAUUUUUAAGAUAGAACAGUAUCUUCUCAGAGCCUGGUGGGCUGUUUAGGCUUAGUGUGCAGAGAAUCCACCUUUUCCUUGCGAACUUCUGGGGGGGGAGGGGGAGGAGAGCUACUUUAAAGCAAACAGAAACUCUGAAUGUCAGGAAUAGAGGGAUCAAGCCUUUAAUAUAGCACAAUGUUAAUAGCCUCAGAGGAAGGGGAGAUGCCUGAAGAUGCUCAGAAUCCUGUACCAAUCCUGCAUCCAAUCUUACCAACCAUUGGGUGUGAGAUGCUAAUGAUGACUAGGGGCCUACCAAAUUUGCCAUUCAUUUUGGUCAAUUUCACAGUCAUAGGAUUUUUAAAAUAAUAAAUUUCAUGGUUUCAGCUAUUUAAAUCUGAAAUUUCACAGUGUUAUCAUUGUAGGGGUCCUGACCCAAAAAGGAGUUGGCGGGGGGCGAGUCACAAAGCUAUUGUAGGGGAGUAGUAAUGGUGGCAAUACCAUGAUCCUCUCCUAAAAUAACUUUGCCACCUCCUGCAACUCCACUUUGGGUCAGGACCCCCAAUUUGAGAAACUCUGGUCUCCCCCAUGAAAUCGGUAUAGUACUGUAGCGUAAAAGCACACAAAGGACCAGAUUUCACGGUCCAUGAUGCAUUUUUCAUGGCCGUGAAUUUGGUAGGGCCCUAAUGAUGACCACGCAUAGCUUUGGGGAAAGCAAUGACAUUGGAAGAUUUGAAAAAGGCCCAUUUUAUUUUUUUCCCUUCACACAACCAGCUGAUUUGUCCUCCAUCCCUUGGUAGCAUAUGUAGAAAUGGACCAGAUGGACAGCGCACCAGAUAACAGAGUACAUAAAUAUUCACUCUCCUUCCAAGCUUGCUGCAGCUUUCAUUUUUUCAUUUAGCUGACAGUCUCAGAAGAGUUAGCAACCUGAAGGAGGCUAGCAGGUGCUGAGUGCAUUAAAGAAGCAAUGGACCAUUGUCCCUAUUUUUCUAAUAUGUCUAUUAAGUUUUGGGUGCCUCAAUUUUUCUGUGUUCCAACUUGAGCUACCUAUAGCUUGAUUCUCGGAGGUGCUGAGCAACCACCACUGUUUUUGACUCCAUUUGGAGGUGAGGGUGCCCAGCUUCCUGGAAAUCAAGUCCUAAGUGUUGCAAGUUGGGCAUCAAAGGUGUGUGGACAGUUUUGAAAAUGUUAGCCUAAGUGACUAAGAAAGUGAGUUGACCAGCCAUGGGAGCAGCAGUUCGUGUGCUUUGGAAAUCAAGCGCACUGUGAUGGACACAGCAUGCUAACGGACUAGCAUACAUUGCUUUAGAGACUAAAGUGACGAAGACCUUAAUAGUUGAAGCAAAAUAUUACACAAGGCAAUGAGGGUAAGGAUAUGCAAAUAUCAUUGCAUCAUGCUACUGUUGUAUGGUUUUGCAGAGGUCAGGAACAGCAUAUGCAAUAUAUCUGUCAGCUCUCUUCUAAUGACCUAAGAAAGGAAUCCAUAUGAAAUGAGAAAUCACAUUUCCCCUCACCAAGCAGAGCUUGAUUUGAACCUGACUCUUUUUUGCCAUGACACAGGUAUAUUUACAUUCUUCAGGGGGAAGACUGGAAUUUCAUAACCCUUAACGGUGAGCGAUGCAUGAGGGGAUGCUUGUCAUUUCUUUGCAAGACAUGUCACACGGAAGAAUUUGAAUUUUAAAUAUCAUGUCCCUGUCUGUGCAUUACCCUACUAGAAGGCCUCCUGUGUGAAUGAAUAGUGAACUCUUCAGUUUCUCUCCUGAUUGGGGAGCGGGGGAGGUGGUCCUUAUGCUACAUUUCAGGACAGAAAAAGAAAAUCCAUCCAUUCUGUUUUACAAGCAACUCUUGAACAGAAGUCCUCCCUAGAGAGGGAUGACCUCUGCAUCCCAGUUCCCAAGCGCCUCAUCACUCCAGGGCUGUUAGAUUGAGGCAACUGGCAUUUAACACAAAACACUUAGUUUACAUGUAUGCUUCAGUCUGUGUGUAAGUUUUCUAGAUGAUAAUUUUAUUGGGGAAAAUGCUGUUUAGAUUGUGUGUGCAAAAUAAAUGGCUUGUAAAUAUUAAAAAACAAAAAAGUUUAAUUUUCAGUUGUGCAAUAAAAUUGUGAAAUAA